AUGGCACUUACAGUAGUGCUUAUUGGUAUUGACGGAGCGCUAGCCAAUUCAGUCUACAACGCGCUUACUGCCAGCGCUUUCAAGCUGAACGUGGGGCAAAUCAAGGUCAUAACUGGUAGCCAGCCUGCACAGCCACUCCCUCAAGUUGAAUAUAUCAUUGGUGAUGUUUUUGAAGAAAAGGAAGCCCUCACUUUGGCUCAAAGGGUACGUCCAGUGGAUAUAGUGAUCGCGCUUGCAACUGCUGAUCGAAACGAAUAUAAAGGGGCUGGAUCAUUGUUAAGAUCUGUGAAACAUAAGUUGUAUAUCCGUCCCGGUUCCAGUGACGCUGAAGUGACGGAAGCAUUAUUACUGGGCUCCGUCAAAUGGCCCCUAGGUCAUCUUUGA
This is a messenger RNA of Diutina rugosa, 384 nucleotides long. RefSeq lists its product as uncharacterized. The record is from RefSeq and is a predicted model, not a curated record. Lineage: Eukaryota; Fungi; Ascomycota; Pichiomycetes; Serinales; Debaryomycetaceae. The coding region runs from base 1 to 384 and encodes 127 amino acids. The transcript has a single exon.